UUCCGGAUGUCAAGAACAGUAGUCUGCUCUUCACUUUCUCGUCUUUCUCUAAUUUUCUUGUCUUGUUAUUGCGUCACAUGUUGGGGUGUCCGAAUAGGGUGAUGGGGUCGUUAUAAAGUAAACGCGCUGCUGAUAAUCUCGAUUUUUUUUCUCCGAAUUGGGGUAUUUCCGUUAAGUAUCCGAUAAUACAUUGUUUCCAGACCAGACGCGAAACUGCCCACCUCUGCUCCGUUAUUCGUAAUAACUUAUAUGGAAACUUGGUACGAUAGAACAUCAGGGACGAGGCAUCCGCCGCUGCGGGGUGGAUCCCGGAUUUGUCACAGGUGUGAUGAUUGCCUCUGAGUGAAGAAGGAACUGAAGCUGUGACUAACAGAAUGUCUUGGGGUGAGUUCAUUGAGCUCCAUGAUUUGAGGCUGCAUGACAAUGACCGGAUUGAGCUGACCUGCUGCGAGGUGCCUCGCUCACCACCUCGCCUGGAGCGGGCCAAUGCCCUGCGGAUCAGCCCAGGGAAGGUCCCAGAGCUGCUCAGCCGGGUGGGCAUCAUCCGACUGCUGGGGGAUAGCCUGGACCCACGGCUCACAGAUGAGAGGGGGGAGGGACAUGACUUCCAGCCCUGCAGCCAUGCCCAGCCCACCUGGUGUGACCUGUGUGGAGACUUCAUCUGGGGACUGUACAAACAGAGCCUGCGCUGUGCCAAUUGUGGAUUCACAUGUCACUAUCGAUGUCGACCUCUCAUCCAAUUAGAUUGCAGUUUGGAUCGUGGCUCCACAGUUGAACAAACAUGUGCUGUAGAGACUGAUACAAAUGUGGAUGAGCAGGUCAAAUGUGGGAAGCAGCAGGAGCUGUCAGGCACAGAGAUCCAGCAGAAGGUGAAGGAGUUCAAUGCUCAAAUCAACAGCAACCUCUUUAUGAACCUGAACAAAGAUGGCUCCUUCACUGGCUUCAUAAAGGUCCAGUUCAAGCUGGUACGACCUGUGUCAGUUCCCCCACCGAGAAAGGGUACUGCAACACAGGAUGGUGCGGGCAAGAAGAAUGGGGGAGUAAAACGUUGCACCUCUUUCUACCUGCCCAAGGAUACAUCUAAACACCUACACAUCAGCUCCCGGACAUGCGCUCGUGAGGUCAUCGAAGCAUUGCUAAAGAAGUUCACUGUGGUGGACAACCCUGGAAAGUUUGCCCUGUUUGAGCGCACCGAGCGUCAUGACCAAGUGUUCCUACGUAAGCUGUCUGAUGACGAGCAUCCACUCGAACUGCGUCUGUGUGCUGGACCCAAUGAGAAAGCCCUCAGUUUGGUAUUGAAAGAGAAUGAGACUGGAGAGGUCAACUGGGAUGCCUUCUCUAUGCCAGAGCUCAAGAACUUUGUCCGCAUGUUACAGCGUGAGGAGGAGGAGCAUGUCAAGCAGAUUUUGCAGCGCUACGCUUUGGCCCGCACCAGAAUGCAGGAGGCCCUUGCUGCUGCUUCCAUCCCUGGUGGUUCCUCCGCUAGUGGUUCCACCCCUGGCUGAGAAACAUGUCGCCUAUGGGACAACCUGCACCUCUGACUGACAACCAUCACAAGAUGACCAGUCAUCACUGCAUCCAAAGAUCCCAGAGAACACAAGUGGACACCUCCCUCAAAGGAGGAGAGUGAAAGAACGAAUGAGAGCGAGAGGGCGCAUGAGAGCAAGAGGGCAAGCGCGUGUGAAUGUGAGAGCUAUCAGAAGUGCCGUACAGCUAGAGAGAGUCUGUUGAUAAUGAGAGUUGAGAAACAGUAUAUGAAACUGUGGCUGAUGAGAGACUGGCUUUGUCCAGUACUGCCUCUCAUUAUGGGGGCGCCAUUUCACUAUCCUGGGUCAGCUACCUGGUUCGUAGCGUUUAUCACAUUAUUCUUGCUGGCAGUAGGGUCCAUAGAUUAUAUCAUUUAUAGCUUUGGGGUAACGAUCAAAGAUAGUUUUGAGACACCUGAGUGGGGUAAGCCAUAUCAAAAAGCUGUUUAACUCCCUUAAUGCCAAGCAAAAAGAGGGUAGCCAACCUACUAGCUAAGACAAAUGUUAAACAUAUUCAGGUGCUGUCUGCCUCAGUAUCUCCAGACCCAAAUGCUAGUCAGAAUAACAAGCGAUGGACAUUAUGGGCCAGGUAGGUACCCCAGGUUUCCAUUUGACCCCAAUCUCUGCCACAUACCUCUUGCACAUCCGUACUGUGAUGGAUGUUACUCUUUUUGCUGUCCCUUUAUGCAACUGAGUGGGAGUGCCCCAUGUGUUGGGUGCACUGUGAAUGUCAAUUGAGAGGACAAUCCCCAGGUUGAUUUAAUUGAUAGGGGAAUCCCCAGGUUGAUUUAAUUGAUAGGGGAAUCCCCAGGUUGAUUUAAUUGAUAGGGGAAUCUCAUCCUUGAAACACUUUGAACUGGAAGCUGAUGAUUUUUAUGGAAUGUUUGUUUGUUUGUAUAUCUUUUCAUGUUCUUUAUGAGAUUUUAAAGCUAAAACAACAGAAUAAUAGAGUUGAGAAUAGGAUUCAUAUGAUCAGUACAUUGCUUGAAAUAAUACCUUGACUGUCAAUUAUUCAAAAAAAAAGUUUUUACAUGUCCAGUGUCAAUAUAUUUUUUACAAAACAAUAAUAAAUUAGCACUGUUCACAUUACAUAA
Messenger RNA from Oncorhynchus gorbuscha (pink salmon), 2620 nucleotides. RefSeq names its product ras association domain-containing protein 1-like. Gene Ontology annotation, biological process: Ras protein signal transduction. The record is from RefSeq and is a predicted model, not a curated record. Bases 375 to 1505 code for a protein of 376 amino acids. NCBI's taxonomy places the organism in Eukaryota, Metazoa, Chordata, Actinopteri, Salmoniformes, Salmonidae. The transcript is spliced from 8 exons. Gene Ontology annotation, cellular component: microtubule cytoskeleton; nucleus.